AUGCCUCUAUAUGUAAAAUUUCUCAAGGAACUCAUUAACAAGAAGAGGAGUUGGGAUGAAAAAGAAACUGUGAUCCUCACCCAAGAGUGCAGUGCGAUGAUUCAAAAAGGCUUACCACCGAAACUUAAAGAACCUGGAAGUUUCUUUCUUUCUUGUAUCAUUGGCAACCUGUCAAUUGUGAAGGAUUUGUGUGACUUAGGCUCAAGCAUCAAUUUGAUGCCCCUUUCCAUAAUGAAAAGACUAUCCAUAGAAGAGGUGAAGCCUACAAGAAUGUCUUUACAAUUACCUGACAGAUCAAUUAUCAAACCCAAUGGAGUAGUAGAGAAUCUCCUGGUUAAGGUGGAAAAGUUCAUAUUCCCAGUGGACUUUGUAAUUCUAGAUUUGGAUGAAGAAGGAAAUGAUUCCAUCAUGUUGCGAAGACCUUUUCUAGCCACAGCAAGGACCAUUAUAGAUGUAGAGAAAGGGGAAAUGAUCUUGAGGGCACAUGAUGAGCAAAUAACCUUGAAUGUCUUUAAGGAGAUAUAG
This is a messenger RNA of Arachis ipaensis, 525 nucleotides long. RefSeq lists its product as uncharacterized. The record is from RefSeq and is a predicted model, not a curated record. Lineage: Eukaryota; Viridiplantae; Streptophyta; Magnoliopsida; Fabales; Fabaceae.